This is a messenger RNA of Kalmanozyma brasiliensis GHG001, 1065 nucleotides long. Its product is annotated as Guanine nucleotide binding protein (G-protein), alpha subunit. The transcript has a single exon. Gene Ontology annotation, molecular function: GTPase activity; G-protein beta/gamma-subunit complex binding; G protein-coupled receptor binding. Gene Ontology annotation, biological process: adenylate cyclase-activating G protein-coupled receptor signaling pathway. Lineage: Eukaryota; Fungi; Basidiomycota; Ustilaginomycetes; Ustilaginales. Gene Ontology annotation, cellular component: heterotrimeric G-protein complex. Bases 1 to 1065 code for a protein of 354 amino acids. The record is from RefSeq and is a predicted model, not a curated record.
AUGGGAAACUGUCUAUCCUCCACGGAUCAGAAGGAUGCCAAGGACAGGAGCGUGGCCAUCGACAAGCAACUCGAGGAGGACAGUCGCAAGUUUAAGAAGGAAUGCAAGAUCCUCCUCCUCGGCUCGGGAGAGUCGGGCAAGUCGACGAUCGUCAAGCAGAUGAAGAUUAUCCAUCAGAAUGGCUACAACAAGGACGAGCUGUUGCAAUACCGACUCACGGUCAUCAAGAACCUGGUGGAUUCGGCGCAAGCCAUUGUGCUCGCUCUGCGAAAGUUCAAGAUGGAGCCCGAGAUGCCAGAGAAUCGCGAGAAUGUGGAUGCCAUUCUGCAGUACAGAGUGGAUGCCGAUCCAGGCGCGACACUAGAUCACGCCAUGGCGAGAAAGGUAGACUCUUUGUGGAAGGACCCCAUUAUCCCAGCCAUCAUGGAACGCAGCAGCGAGUUCUACCUCAUGGACAGCGCAUCAUACUUCUUCGACAACGUCAGCCGCAUCGGACAACCGGACUACAUUCCCGACGAGAAUGACGUGCUUCGAGCGCGUUCGAAGACGACCGGCAUCAGCGAGACGCGCUUCAACAUGGGACAGCUCUCAAUACACCUCUUUGACGUCGGAGGACAGCGUUCCGAGCGUAAAAAGUGGAUUCACUGCUUCGAGGCGGUCACGUCCAUCAUCUUUUGCGUGGCGCUCAGCGAGUACGAUCAGGUGUUGCUCGAGGAGAGCGGUCAAAACCGAAUGGCCGAAUCGCUGGUGUUGUUCGAGUCGGUGGUCAACAGUCGAUGGUUCUUGCGCACAUCCGUCAUCCUCUUUCUCAACAAGAUCGACAUCUUCAAGCAAAAGAUUCCAAAACAGCCGCUGUCCAAGUACUUCCCCGAGUACAGCGGCGGCCCGGAUAUCAACAAGGCGGCCAAGUACAUUCUCUGGCGAUUCACACAGACGAACCGAGCGCGGUUGAGCAUCUACCCACAUCUCACGCAGGCGACGGAUACGAGCAACAUCCGCCUGGUGUUUGCUGCGGUCAAGGAGACGAUUCUGACCAAUGCGCUCAAGGACAGCGGCAUUUUGUGA